UCUCUCUCUCUCUCUCUCUCUCUCUCUCUCUCUCUCUCUCUCGCUCCUCUAUCGCCGCCGCAGAACUUCGCCGACAAACCGUCAGGUGACCGCGCGGAGCGGAAUAUUCAUCAGCACCGUCGUCGUCUUUCAUCCCUCCACUCCUUUCGGACUCCAGGCAACCGGAGCUGCCGCAGCCCCGGUCCCCCCUGUGCGCUCUCAUCCGGUUUGGGACAUUCUCCGCUCCACGCACACGCAGAUUAACGGGGAUUCUGCCUGCACGCUCACGCGCUGAUGCUGAUGUCCUUGAGCUCGGCCUGCACGGUCCUGGUGGUGCAGUAGUAGCUACCUCUGAACUGGAUCCACUUCCCGCCCCUCUCUCCAUCCGUCCAUCAUCCUCCCAUCACCGUCUCUGUAAGUCUGUCAGCCCGUCCGUCCGUCUGUCCAUGGACUGGCCGUGACCCUGGAGGGAGGGGGACAGAAAAGAGGAAAGAGCGGAGUCGCAGAGGAGACGAAGGAAAAGAAAGCUGGAUUCAUUCAGACAUCAAGCUUCGAAAGUGCCCCGGCUUGCUGUCCUUGAUCCCCCUCACCCUCCUCCUCCUCCAGUUAUGGAGAAUUAAAGGAGCAGUGGGAGGCCAGGCCAAGAUAGUGAGGAGGAAAAAAUAAAUAAUCAACCAAUGCCCCUUCAUUGUCCUUGAAAUGAAAUAGUAAAAAAGGAUUUAGGUGCAUCAUUAUAAUUACAGAUUAUUUAAGAAAGAAAUCCAGACCGAACCAAAGUAUUGGCUGCUGAGCACAUGAACAACCCUCCACCAACCGAACAAAAGGGGAACUGAGUUGAAGACAGACUACAGAGAGAAAGGAGGACCAAAAAACAGGAAAGAAACCCUUGCUGACAUGUCAACAACAGCCACUAUGGGUGAAAUGGCAAACAGCGCGGUGGAGUUUUAUCCCAAAGGGACAAGAGGCGUGGGCGGAGGAGGAAGGGCAGAUGGCAGCCAUGCAGGGGGAGACUUUGGGGUCACGGUGGCGGAGCUAACGGAGCUGAUGGAGCUCCGAGGGGCUGAUGCCAUUCAGAAGAUCCAGGAGAGCUACGGAGACCCAGAUGGGCUCUGCCAGAGACUACAGACCAGCAAGACUGAUGGUCUCAGUGGGGACCCGGCAGACCUGGAGCGCCGGGGCCAAAUUUUCGGCCAAAACUUCAUUCCCCCGAAGAAGGCCAAGACCUUCCUGGAGCUCGUGUGGGAGGCCUUACAGGACGUCACACUUAUCAUCUUGGAGGCGGCCGCCAUCAUCUCCCUCGGCCUCUCUUUCUACCAGCCUCCCGGGGGGGAUACCGAGGCAUGUGGGGUUGUGUCGGGGGCGGCGGAGGACGAAGGCGAGGGCGACACUGGCUGGAUUGAGGGUGCGGCUAUCCUGCUGUCUGUUGUGUGUGUCGUCCUGGUGACGGCGUUUAACGACUGGUCCAAAGAGAAGCAGUUUCGCGGUCUACAGAGUCGGAUCGAACAGGAACAGAGGGUCACAGUCGUGCGUAAAGGAAAUGUCAUCCAGAUCCCAGUGGCUGACAUGGUGGUGGGGGACGUGGCGCAGGUCAAAUACGGGGACCUGCUGCCAGCCGAUGGUGUCUUGGUCCAAGGCAACGAUCUGAAGAUAGACGAGAGCUCUCUUACAGGAGAGUCUGACCACGUACGCAAGUCUGUGGAGAAGGACCCCAUGCUGCUCUCAGGUACCCAUGUGAUGGAGGGCUCGGGCAAGAUGCUGGUGACAGCUGUUGGUGUCAACUCGCAGACGGGCAUCAUCUUCACCCUGCUGGGUGCUGGAGAGCUGGAGGAAGAAGGGAAGGACAAGAAAGAGGACAGUACUCAGUUGCUCAUCUCCACAGAGGCCAAUUUCAGCACAGUCACCAAUGGAAAACAACCUGAUGGAGCUGUGGAGAACAAUCAGAACAAAGCCAAGAAGCAAGACGGGGGUGUUGCCAUGGAGAUGCAACCCCUGAAAAGUGCAGAGGGAGGAGAGGUCGAGGACAGAGAGAAGAAGAAGACCAGCGUUCCGAAAAAGGAGAAGAGUGUGUUGCAGGGCAAGCUCACCAAACUCGCUGUUCAAAUUGGCAAAGCAGGUUUGGUGAUGUCAGCCAUCACCGUCAUCAUUCUGGUGUUGUACUUUGUCAUCAACACGUUUGUCGUUGAAGGUCACACGUGGUUGACAGAGUGUACUCCGGUCUACAUCCAGUACUUUGUCAAGUUCUUCAUCAUUGGAGUAACGGUGCUGGUAGUGGCUGUCCCAGAAGGUUUACCUCUCGCUGUCACCAUCUCUCUGGCUUACUCUGUCAAGAAAAUGAUGAAGGACAACAACCUUGUACGCCACCUGGAUGCUUGCGAGACCAUGGGCAACGCCACGGCCAUCUGCUCCGACAAGACCGGCACCCUCACCACCAACCGCAUGACUGUGGUCCAGUCUCACAUAGGUGACGUGCAUCACCGUGCGGUCCCUGACCCCGGACAGAUCAACCCCCGGACACUGGAUCUAUUAGUCAAUGCUAUCGCUAUUAACAGCGCGUACACCUCCAAGAUCUUACCGCCUGAUGUGGAGGGGGGUCUGGCUAAGCAGGUGGGCAACAAGACGGAGUGUGGCCUUCUGGGAUUUGUAUUAGACCUACAGCAGGACUACGCCCCCGUCAGAGAGCAGAUCCCCGAGGAGAGACUGUACAAGGUGUAUACAUUCAACUCAGUGCGUAAAUCCAUGUGUACGGUGAUCAAGCUGCCUGAUGGGUCCUUCCGCCUCUACAGCAAAGGAGCCUCUGAGAUCAUGCUCAAGAAGUGUUGCUUCAUCCUAGAUGCCAAUGGUGAAGCGCGCACGUUCCGCCCACGUGACAGAGAUGAGAUGGUCAAACAGGUGAUUGAGCCAAUGGCGUGUGAGGGGUUGAGGACCAUCUGCAUUGCUUACCGUGACCUUCCGGGUAAUCCAGAGCCAGAUUGGGAUAACGAAGCAGACAUAAUGACAGAGUUGACCUGCAUCACCGUGGUUGGGAUAGAGGACCCUGUGCGGCCCGAGGUGCCUGAUGCCAUCCGUAAGUGUCAGCGUGCAGGCAUCACGGUGCGGAUGGUGACUGGUGAUAACAUUAACACAGCGAGGGCCAUUGCCGCUAAAUGUGGCAUCAUUCACCCCGGGGAUGACUUCAUUUGUCUAGAGGGCAAAGACUUCAACCGACGAAUCAGGAACGAGAAAGGAGAGAUUGAACAGGAACGUAUUGACAAAAUCUGGCCCAAACUUCGGGUGUUGGCUCGAUCCUCGCCAACCGACAAACACACACUGGUAAAAGGCAUCAUCGACAGCACCGUCCUAGAACAGAGGCAGGUUGUCGCAGUAACGGGAGAUGGGACCAAUGACGGACCGGCUUUGAAGAAGGCUGAUGUUGGCUUUGCCAUGGGUAUUGCGGGAACAGACGUGGCUAAAGAAGCGUCUGACAUCAUCCUGACUGAUGACAACUUCAGCAGCAUUGUGAAGGCGGUGAUGUGGGGACGAAACGUCUACGAUAGCAUCUCCAAGUUCCUGCAGUUCCAGCUCACGGUCAACGUAGUGGCUGUCAUAGUGGCCUUCACCGGGGCCUGCAUCACUCAGGACUCUCCUCUGAAGGCGGUGCAGAUGCUGUGGGUGAACCUCAUCAUGGACACGUUUGCGUCUCUGGCCCUGGCCACCGAGCCCCCCACUGAGGACCUGUUGCUACGGAAACCCUAUGGUCGGAACAACCCACUCAUCUCACUGACCAUGAUGAAAAACAUCCUGGGCCAUGGAGUCUACCAGUUGAUUAUCAUCUUCACCCUACUGUUCAUAGGCGAGCACAUUUUCAACAUCGACAGCGGGCGCAACGCUCCGCUCCACUCCCCUCCAUCUGAGCACUACACCAUCAUCUUCAACACCUUCGUCCUAAUGCAACUUUUCAACGAGAUCAACGCUCGCAAGAUCCACGGAGAGAGAAAUGUCUUCGACGGCAUAUUUGCCAACCCCAUCUUCUGCGCCAUUGUUCUGGGGACCUUCGCCGUGCAGAUCGUGAUUGUGCAGUGGGGAGGGACGCCCUUCAGCUGUGCCCCUCUCAACGUGGAGCAGUGGCUCUGGUGUCUGUUCGUGGGAGUUGGAGAGCUCCUCUGGGGGCAGGUGAUUGCCACGGUGCCGACAGCGCGGCUGCCAUGCCUGAAGGAGGCGGGGAUGGGCCACGAGCCCGGCGAGGAGGAAGGUGAGGAGAUGGCUGAGGAUGAGGAGGAGAUCGACUGUGCUGAGAGAGAGCUGCGCCGGGGACAGAUCCUCUGGUUCAGAGGCCUCAACCGCAUCCAGACCCAGAUGGAGGUAGUGAGCACGUUCAAGCGAAGCGGUUCGUUUCAGGGAGCGGUGAGACGGCGUUCCUCCGUGCUCAGUCAGCUCCAUGACGUAAACACUAUCUCUACCCCCUCUCACGUAGCUCUCUCCACCGCAACAGCCAAUACCAGCCCAGCCCCCGGGAAUGCGAGUGGUGAAAGCAUUCCGUAGUAACCUGUACGAGGGCCGGGAGAAACCGGAAUCCCGCAACUCCAUCCACAACUUCAUGGCCCACCCGGAGUUCCUCAUCAACGACCUCAUCCACAACAUCCCGCUGAUCGACGACACUGACGUGGACGACGAAUCAGAGCUCAGCAGAUACCAGCACCUGCACCCGGCCCUCCGCAAGCCGCCACCCCCUCCCGCUCAGCCCCCGCCCCCCGUCCGCACC
Molecule: messenger RNA, 4717 nt
Organism: Etheostoma cragini (Arkansas darter)
Lineage: Eukaryota; Metazoa; Chordata; Actinopteri; Perciformes; Percidae
Gene: atp2b3b
Product: ATPase plasma membrane Ca2+ transporting 3b
Exons: 27
Coding region: 874-4497 (1207 amino acids)
Biological process (GO): regulation of cytosolic calcium ion concentration; calcium ion transmembrane transport
Cellular component (GO): intracellular membrane-bounded organelle; membrane
Molecular function (GO): P-type calcium transporter activity; ATP binding; PDZ domain binding
Source: RefSeq, a predicted model, not a curated record